Molecule: messenger RNA, 2287 nt
Organism: Cottoperca gobio
Lineage: Eukaryota; Metazoa; Chordata; Actinopteri; Perciformes; Bovichtidae
Gene: adrb1
Product: adrenoceptor beta 1
Exons: 1
Coding region: 245-1423 (392 amino acids)
Biological process (GO): adenylate cyclase-activating adrenergic receptor signaling pathway; positive regulation of heart contraction; positive regulation of MAPK cascade
Cellular component (GO): plasma membrane
Molecular function (GO): beta1-adrenergic receptor activity
Source: RefSeq, a predicted model, not a curated record
GGGACAAAGUGUCCGCUGAGCUGCGUUGAUUGGUCCUGAGCAGCAGUGAUGUCACCGCCUGCUUCGACGUUCCGUGCCGGUGCAGCAGCUCGUGCAAGCUGAGGGCUAGAGAGGAUCUCCAGAUGGAGUUGGCGCGCGAGGGGAGUAGAGCUGUGGCUCGUGCGACCGCGACACAGUAGAAACGGCUGCAUCGCACUGCCUUGAUGAACUCGACCUGGACCCGCACACAGCGCAGCAGCCCGUCAUGGGGGACGGCGGCGCGUCCUCGCAGGUGAACUUCCAGAAUGCCUCGGACGCACCGGGCUCCACCGCAGCUGCGUCCGAGCAGUGGAUGGCGGGGAUGAGCCUCUUGAUGGGUCUGAUCGUCCUAUCCAUCGUGUUCGGAAAUAUCCUGGUCAUCGUGGCCAUAGCCAAAACGCAGAGGCUGCAGACGCUCACCAAUGUGUUCAUUGUGUCGCUGGCGUGCGCGGACCUCAUCAUGGGGCUGCUGGUGGUUCCCUUUGGCGCCGCGCUCGAGGUGCGUGGCUCGUGGCUGUACGGCUCCUUUUUCUGCGAGUUUUGGAUCUCCGUGGACGUCCUGUGCGUCACAGCCAGCAUCGAGACCCUGUGCGUUAUCGCCAUAGACAGGUACGUGGCCAUCACCUCCCCUUUCCGCUACCAAAGCUUGUUAACCAAAGCUCGGGCCAAAACGGUGGUGUGCGCAGUCUGGGCUAUCUCUGCGCUGGUCUCCUUCCUGCCCAUCCUGAUGCACUGGUCCCGGGACAGUGAGGACACAGCCUGCUACGAGGACCCUGAAUGUUGCGACUUUGUCACUAACAGGGCAUAUGCCAUCUCCUCAUCCGUCAUAUCUUUUUACAUUCCUCUACUGGUCAUGAUAUUUGUUUACGCCCGCGUGUAUAGAGAGGCGAAAAAGCAGGUGAGGAAGAUCGACAAGUGUGAGGGCAGGUUUCACAACACCUUAACCGGCCUGACCUCCAAGUGCAAGAAGAGGCCGUCUAAAAUCUUGGCGCUCAGGGAGCAGAAGGCACUUAAAACGUUGGGCAUCAUCAUGGGGACGUUCACCCUGUGCUGGCUGCCUUUCUUUAUAGUCAAUGUGGUGCGGGUGUUUUGCGCAGAGAUGGUGCACAAGGACCUUUUCGUGUUUCUAAACUGGCUGGGAUACGCGAACUCUGCGUUUAAUCCCAUCAUUUACUGCCGGAGCCCGGACUUCAGGAAGGCUUUCAAGAGGCUGCUGUGCUGCCGGAGGCAAACCGACCGCAGGCUGCACAUCAGCUCCUGCGACCUGUCCCGGUGCUCCGGGGGGUUCGUGACCGCUCUGGAGCCCGGUACUUUGGGGCUGUGGACGGAUUGCGCCGGCUUGGACAACAGUGACAGCAGCCUGGUAGGGACCGCGAAGCUGUCUCACUCUGAAUCACAGCUGUGAAGAAACUCAUUCAUCUUUUCUUAUCGUGGAUUACAACAGCCUGGGAACAGGAUGGGGACAAAAGCAGACGCUGACUCCUUGUGCACGGGUUUGUUUUUGGGUAUGCGCAAGAGAAACGUCGGGGGAAUAGUCCAGAAAUGUAUUUGAAAGCCAUAUUGUUUUUUUUUUUUUUUAAAAGGCAUCAGGACCAAUGUUCUUUCCAAGAUGCGCAAAUCUCUCCAGGACAGUUUAGUGGCUAAGAGAUGAUCCAAUUUGCUAAAUUAUAUCGAACCUAAAAAAAAUUGCUAGGUGGAUUUGAUGAAUCAUAAUGGGUGCUGCACUUUGCCAUACAACAGGAUUCAGUGAAUUGACACUCCUUUCAAAGAGCGCACGUACGCUACUGGAUUUAUUCCUGAUGUUUUUCUUCUUGUAUUGGAUCAGAAGUUCAGUGCUUUAUUGAUGAUGAUGAUGAUGAUAAUAUCAUAUUAGGUGGAGUGUAUUUAUCAUUUAAAUUAAUCUUAAUCUUAAAUUGACCGCUCAGGCGCACUGUAAUAAACUGGUUGUUAUUUAAAAAGCAUUGGAUAUGAGCGAGGCAUUUGUCGGAGUGACUGUACUGUAGUCAUGUCGUGCUCACAAUGUGUGUUUACCUCACAGCUAUCGGCAAGUGCAAUUUGUGCGACAGGUAUUUGUUUAUAUUAAACAUUUAUGUAAAUGAUGUAUUUAUUCCUCGCUGUCUUUUACAAUAAGCAAGUGAAUGUGGGGCUGAUUUCCACGCCCUUUGUACAUAUUGUAGUAUGUGGUGUUUAGUACUGGAGGGAGGAAUUUGAGCCUCUCUCUUCGUCUUUCUCAUUUAGGCUUUACAUGGUAUUGUGAAGUUGGUGUGUU